Molecule: messenger RNA, 1818 nt
Organism: Candidozyma auris
Lineage: Eukaryota; Fungi; Ascomycota; Pichiomycetes; Serinales; Metschnikowiaceae
Exons: 1
Coding region: 1-1818 (605 amino acids)
Biological process (GO): retrograde transport, endosome to Golgi
Molecular function (GO): phosphatidylinositol binding
Source: RefSeq, a predicted model, not a curated record
AUGGCCGACGAAGGAAUAUUUGGGGAUAUCGAGCAGGAUAAUAAUCCAUCAUGGUAUCAAUCAUCUCGCACGGAAACUGAGGAUUAUGCAAACGGUUCCUCAAGGCAAUCCCCCGACAACCCCAUCACGGAACCUCACCUCAUGACACCCAACAACGAUCCAAAGCACUCAAACGUCGAGACCUUUCAUGGUAAUGACCUCAUAAACAGUUCCAUUGGACUUUCUCAAAAGAUUCGCAAGAUGCUCAACAGUCCAAAACUCACUGUAGAUGUGAUUCUGAGUGAGCGUGUCAUGAAUUCUAUUGUUGUGUACUUGAUACAACUCAAGUUGAAAGGUGCCAAAGACAGCGACGCUAUAAUUGUGAAGAGGAGGUAUAGCGAGUUCAAAUCUCUUCGAGACAAUUUGGUGAAAAUGUACCCCACAAUUGUUGUGCCUCCGAUUCCAGAGAAGCACACUUUCCUCACAUACUUGAUAAACUCCAUCGACAGCUCAAGGGAAACAAAUGUUAUCGAGCUUCGAAAGCGCUACUUCAAGAACUUCCUACAAGACGUCAUAUUCGACUCCAACACAAAAUUGAGAAACUGUCCUUUACUCCAUAAGUUUUUGGAUCCAAACUACGAGUCGUGUUGGGAAAGUGCUAUCAAUGAGCCUCCUGCAAACUUAAUCCCGUCAAACCUUCUACUUGCAAAUCCUAAUGAUACGACUGAUCAAAAUGGUCUAUAUUUGCUUCUACCUUCGGUGACAGGUUUUGACUUGGAUAGCACCGACAACCUCUCUGGCCUUAAAAAACUCAAUGAUGACAUUCACAAGUUACAUGCUGAUAUCAAGCUUUACGAUCUUAAAGAAAACAACCUUCAUGAAAUUGCUGAGAAUGAUACUGUCUUUUCUGACAUACCGAUUGACUUGAUAAACUUCGAAAUCAACUUUCACCGGAAUAUAAAAGUUCUUCAUGACGUGCAGAAGCUAAAUAACCGCUCUGUGAAGAACUUCAAAACAUUGAUAAGCACGCUAAUAGAGCUAGGUGCCAAUUUGAACAACUUUUCGCUUCAAAUUCAUGAUGCUUCCACGCACCGAGGCAAGUCACUCUCUUCUGUGAUUGAGAAAUUUGGAUCUGCAGUGGACUCGACAUUUCUUAAUUUUGAGCACUUUCUAUACGAUGAAGUUAUUCCUGACUGGGAUGACCCGGUGAACAGGUUUGUGCAAUACUACUUUUCAGCAUUACAGCUUGUAAAGUUCUACAAGUAUAAGCUCAUCCAAUUCAAACUUAUCUACAAGUUGAAGUUCAACAAAGUUCAGGAGAUGAGCGCAUUUCAUGACAGCAUGAACUCCGUCAAGCAUUUGAAGGAUCUCGAUAUAAACAGUCCCUCUAUAAAAAAAGCGAUACAGCGCAUAGAGAACAGACAGCAGCGUGUUAGACAACUCCAAUCAAAAAAAUCUUGGUAUGGCCUUUUUGGUGGCACAAAAUCAACAUUCACCCUACCAGAACAGAGCCUCUCCUCGCAUCCUGAUAGGGAGUCUGAUGAGCGGCCGAAGAGUGGAGAGGAUGGCCCCAGCGACAUGAAAACGCAUUACCAGCAUAAAAUGCAGCAUAUCGACAAGGAGCUCAAUAAACUUGAUCAACUCAUUGACUUAGUCAAUGGUGACAUGAUCAGUCUCACGCAAAACCUACAAGUCAACUUCCAAGAAUUUCUAGAUAAGAUGGAACGUAAGUGGCUUACAAUUAUGCUUGAGUUUGUUCGCGCAGGUAAGCAGCUCUUCGAAGAGAACUUAAACACAUGGAGUAAUUUCAAGAGGUCUGUUGACACUAGCGAUGAGUAA